Molecule: messenger RNA, 720 nt
Organism: Alternaria viburni
Lineage: Eukaryota; Fungi; Ascomycota; Dothideomycetes; Pleosporales; Pleosporaceae
Exons: 1
Coding region: 1-720 (239 amino acids)
Source: RefSeq, a predicted model, not a curated record
AUGUCUGCAAUCCCAUCCCACAGCUCCGCCACCGCGCGCGAUGCCACCACAAACUACUCCUACGAUCUCAGCAACGCGAUCUACGGCGCCUUCCCCAGCUGCGCAACCGAUAUCUCGCCGCGCAGAUCACGCGCCGCAUCUCCAAGUUCCGCGUCUGCAUCAAAUUCAUCAAAGAAGCGCAGCAGCACAGCCCGCAUGACUUCAAACACCGCCGGCACUGCAAACCCCAUUAUAAGCCGCACACUCUGCCGCCAAGCCAUAAGUCUGCACCGCGAAAACGCGCCCCCAACCUGGCUGCCCGCACCCAACCCCACCAGUCCCACCAACAAGCGCAGUGCACUCGCGCGACGCCAGCAAGGCCAGCAAGGCAUGAAUAUCCACGCGAGCACGUGCGUCAACCUCAAUGCCAGCGCCGAAGAAGAAAGUUCUGAAGCGGAUUUGUGGAUCUUGCCUGAGCUUGACGACUGGGAAGAAGACGAAACCGAAACAGACUCGUCUACGAUUUUGACGCCUUCGAGUUCUGCGGAGUUGGACGCCCCAAGACCGGCGGCUGGGGGAAUGGAGAAUAAGUGGGCUGGUGUUUUACGCCGCGCUGCCAACUCGAAUCUGGAGCGACUUCGGACGAGGAUGGAGGGGGAGGGGUGGGAUUUCGUCAAGCCUGAUGAGGAGGAUUUGGAUGAGGAUGAGGAAUUCGACGUCGUUAUUUGUGGCAAAGAGUAG